AUGGAAUUAUCGCCAGGAUCCACCACCAUAUCAGGUCGUCCGCGGAGACGGGCCGUUGAAGCAUGCACCUUUUGCCGGAAGCGCAAGAUCAAGUGCAACAACGAGCAGCCGACAUGUGCCAAUUGCAGGACGUACGCGAAGGACUGUGUCUACGAGCCACUGACCGAAACGAAUGCCUCCGCUCAGCCUCGGACAUCCACUCGGCGCCGUCAGCGGCCCAUGCCUGCUGGUCAACGGUGCAGCUCCCCCUUCCGCUCCGAGCCACGCAACCCGGAUUUACCCCGCGUCAAUGAUGCUAGCACGUCCAACCCCAAUGCUGCUGAUCACGAUGUGGAUGCUGCACGUUGUGAACAGUCCCAGCACGGCACAGAGACCAGCCCAGCAACGACUCCUCGGGCUGGCGUAUCUCGCAUUGUGGUGUCAGCCAAUGGUGUCUCGAGUUAUCAUGGACGCACGAGUGCCCUGUACGAGGACAACGUUCAGGAGCGAGCUCCAGCGGCUGACCUGCAUCCGAGGAUGCCAGAAGCAUGGAUUGAAAAAGGCCUAGUUGCUGAAGCUGCCACGCAACGCCAGCUUGAGGAUUUCAAUUACCAAUCCGGUGCACUCGACUUUGAUGAUCUUGGCCGCAAGUUUUCUGACGAGGACCUUGAGAUACGAAGGCGCGUGUUCUGGGGCGCUUUCGUCGUCGAUAAGAUACAAAGCCUGUACCAGGGUCGGCCCGUCACCAUCAAGGAGUCCGAUACUCUUGUGCCCAUCAAGUUCCUCGACACCUACGAAGAAUUUGAGCAUUGGAGGCCCUUCGCAUAUAUCAGUCAAUCGAAUGACUAUCCUGGCUCGCCGGCAUACAGCGUCUCAACCUUCACAUCGCUAUGUCGAUUAUCGGUUGCCAUGAGCGACAUCCUAGGUUGCAUUUACACGGAGAGAAGUUUCAGCCAGGCCGCGACCGAGCUGUCCAAGAUGCUAGAGACACUGAAUGCCAAGCUGAGUGCUUGGAAGGAAUCGCUGCCUACACAUCUUAUAUUCGACCCAAACAAAUCUUCUUGCAUACCUCCACCGCACGUGUUGAGCUUGCACGCCAUGUAUCAUGCUGAGAUUGCAGUGCCCGACAAUAUUUCACCUAGUGCAGGGUGGUCCGAUAUCGAUGGCAUCAUCCAAAGCUUUGUCAGGGGCCAGGACGGGUUUGCCGCAGCGAGCGAGUAUCAAGCCGACCUGGGCCAUAUGGACAAUUUCAUACCAGCACAAACUGCACCAAUCCCAUCGGGCGGUUUUUACCACAACAGCGAAGUUAUAAGACCUCUUGAUGAUCGCAACCCGAGUGACAACACAGUCACAACUUGGUCCACGGAUAUCCACGCACCGGGUGGGACAGCCUCGAUUGAUGACCUGCUCUUCGGGUUUAACGGCUCAGCCCUUGACAGUUUCCCGUUCUGA
Molecule: messenger RNA, 1431 nt
Organism: Verticillium nonalfalfae
Lineage: Eukaryota; Fungi; Ascomycota; Sordariomycetes; Glomerellales; Plectosphaerellaceae
Exons: 7
Coding region: 1-1431 (476 amino acids)
Biological process (GO): regulation of DNA-templated transcription; DNA-templated transcription
Molecular function (GO): DNA-binding transcription factor activity, RNA polymerase II-specific; DNA binding; zinc ion binding
Source: RefSeq, a predicted model, not a curated record